Messenger RNA from Zymoseptoria tritici IPO323, 474 nucleotides. RefSeq lists its product as uncharacterized. Bases 1 to 474 code for a protein of 157 amino acids. Gene Ontology annotation, molecular function: fatty acyl-CoA hydrolase activity. Lineage: Eukaryota; Fungi; Ascomycota; Dothideomycetes; Mycosphaerellales; Mycosphaerellaceae. The record is from RefSeq and is a predicted model, not a curated record. The transcript has a single exon.
AUGGCCGACGACGCCGUCAAGUCACGCGAGCAUCUUCACAUCGAGCACCUUGUGCAAACCAAACUGCCUACCAGCCCGAUCUACGCUUUCCUUCUUACUGGCGUCAGGAUUGUCGAUGCAUCGAAAGGACAUUUCACUGCCCGGCUCCCGCUUUCACAAAAUCACAUGAACUCGGGAAACAGCCUUCAUGGAGCUGUAUCGGCAACCAUAGUCGACUGGGCAGGCGGCAUGGCUAUCUCGACGCACGACCUUCGAAGCGGCAGCGGUGUCUCCAUUGACAUUCAUGUCACGUACCAGUCUGGCGCAAAAGUCGGCGAAGAGAUCGAGAUUGAGGGCAUAGCAGAACGCGUCGGCGGCAGUCUGGGUUUCACGAAGGUCACGAUCUACAAGGUCGAGGACGGCAAGAGAGGGAAGAUAGUCAUAUCGGGCACCCACACCAAGUUUGUAAAGGGCUCCGAGCCGAAGAAGGAAUGA